AUGAAUGAGGUGAUGUGUUUCUUGAAUGAUGACAUUGUAGUUCGAGAGUAUCUCUACUUAAAAAGGUUUGCGGCAGUGAAGACAGUCCAGACUUUCGGGUUCGCCAGAAUCGCCGUCAAUCCUCCCUUCCGUCUCGAGCCCUCCGACCGGCCGCCUGAAACAUUAGCAACCGGUGUCGGACUUGGACUAGAUCCGCCUUCAGCAUCCGGCGACAUCGAUUCUCCGUCAGAGCCCCACGAGGAGGAAGCCGUCGUGUCCUUUAAAUCGGAGGCGGGAGGUGAAAGAGCGGCGUCUUGCGUGGACGCGGUGCCGAUCGGCGUUUUCGAGGUAUUGGGAGGGGAUGAAGGUCUCGGCCUCUUGGGCGGCGGACCUUCACGAGGAUAG
This is a messenger RNA of Striga asiatica, 384 nucleotides long. Lineage: Eukaryota; Viridiplantae; Streptophyta; Magnoliopsida; Lamiales; Orobanchaceae. The record is from the annotation of a GenBank genome assembly.